This is a messenger RNA of Neomonachus schauinslandi (Hawaiian monk seal), 1007 nucleotides long. It is a transcript of the gene C1H3orf70, whose product is annotated as chromosome 1 C3orf70 homolog. Lineage: Eukaryota; Metazoa; Chordata; Mammalia; Carnivora; Phocidae. The record is from RefSeq and is a predicted model, not a curated record. The coding region runs from base 62 to 814 and encodes 250 amino acids. The transcript is spliced from 2 exons.
CUGCCCGCCCAGACGCCGCUUCUCCCGGCCUCCCGGCCUCGGCUCCGCGGAGGGAGCGGAAAUGAGUGCGGCGUCGGCGUCGGCGCCCGAGCGGGGUUGGAAGAGCGAGAAAGUGGACGAGGCUCAGGCCCUGGCGCGGAGUUGCGCUGCCCGCAGACCCGACUUCCAGCCGUGCGACGGGCUUUCCAUCUGUGCCACGCACAGCCACGGCAAGUGCUUCAAGCUGCACUGGUGCUGUCACCUAGGAUGGUGUCACUGCAAAUACGUGUAUCAGCCCAUGACCCCCGUGGAGCAGCUUCCAAGCACUGAGAUUCCUGCGAAGCCUCGGGAACCCACAAACACCAUUCAGAUCUCAGUGUCACUCACUGAACACUUUUUGAAAUUUGCAUCUGUCUUCCAGCCGCCCCUCCCCCCUGAUUCACCAAGGUACUGUAUGAUCUCAGACCUCUUCAUCGACAACUAUCAGGUUAAAUGCAUUAAUGGGAAGAUGUGUUAUGUGCAGAAGCAGCCAGCGCCACAUUCCCACAAAAUGAGCCCCGAGGAGGUCUCUGCACACGAUGCCUUAAUUUCAAGAGAGAGCAAUACACCAAAAAUAGAUCACUGCUCUUCUCCCUCAAGUUCUGAGGACUCCGGGAUCAAUGCAAUCGGGGCUCACUAUGUGGAAUCGUGUGAUGAGGACACAGAAGAAGGAGCAGAACUGAGUUCCGAGGAAGAUUACAGUCCCGAGAGCAGCUGGGAGCCGGAUGAGUGCACCCUUCUCUCCCCUUCACAGUCUGAUCUGGAAGUGAUUGAGACAAUAGAAACCACCGUGUGAGAGUCCAGGCAGGAAGCCACGCCUCUGAUCCAUGCUGAGCCUUUGUACUUUUGUCUGAUGGAUCCUUUUUCCAAUGCAGUUGGUAUUUUCUACCCCUCUCUAACAACUGUAGCAGUUCAGUGGUCUGCUGAUUAGCAUCACUCUUACAUUAGUCUUAUAACUAAGACAUUCUUUUUCUUAUAAAUGGUUUUCU